AUGUUGUCCAAACUCCUCUCUAUCAUAUUAAUUUCAAGCGCUCUCGCAGCGUCGCAAACCCAUCUCCCCUAUGCCAAUGAGCCAAAUCGAUGCGAUGCCACUUGUCAAAUCGCCUACCGACAGGUGCUAGCUAUGGAGGCAGAACGAUGGGUCAAUCAAGAUAUCACCACUGAUUCCUUCUAUUCAACCCCCUCAAAUGUGUCAAAGUAUUCGACUGGAGAUAUCCUAAAAUGGGAAAAGAUCCCAUCUGAGCAGGCUUAUCGGCGAUGGACUGUCCCUGCUGGCAUAUCUUUGAUUCGUUUCUUUUACAUGUCUGAGGAUAUUAAAGGGAAACCCCUUGCAGCUACUGGCAUUGUGCUUAUUCCAUACUCCAAUCCGCAGGGGAACAAGCCAUUCCGUACUGUUGUUUGGACGCACGGAACAGCUGGCGGAACCCGACAGUGUUCACCAUCGAACCAUCGCGCACUACUCUAUGGGUGGUCAGCUCCGUUUGCUCUAGCCCUUGCAGGUUACGUCGUUAUCGCCCCUGACUACGCAGGCCAGGGAAGUGAGGCUCAAGGCCUUAUGUACGAGGCUGGUAUUCUCCAUGCAGCAGAUGCCAGCUUAAGCGUCCAGGCUGUACGCAAGGCUCUAGGCAGCAAGAUUACGAAGGAGUGGGUUGUUAUGGGUCACAGCGAAGGCGGAAUGUCUUGCUGGCGCACCAAUGAGCGAGAGGCAAAACCGGAGGCUACGGGCGGCCUAAUUGGGGCGGUUUGCGCUUCCCCUGGCCUUGUUCCAAGCAAGAUUAUUGCUGAAAUGAUCCGUCGUGCCGGAGAUGGACCCGCUGGAGACUUUCUCUCUUCCCUCAUGCUACAAUCGGUUUCAAGGAUCUACCCCUCUAUCAAAGUUAAGGAUUAUGCUUCUGAUAUUCUUCUUGCCCGGAUGCCUCUGGCCGACCAAGGAUGUUUCUAUACUUCAGCUGCCCUCUACAGCAACCUAACUGUCAGCCAACUCUACAAGAACACCAGUUGGAUUCAACACCCCGAUUUCAUCAAGUGGGAGACAAUCUAUAAUGGUGCAGGACCUCAUAAACUGGCAGCUCCAUUACUUGUGAUCCAAGGUACCGAAGAUACCUUGGUAUACGCUGACACAUCUGAGGAGGCCUUUGACGAAACAUGCAAAGAGUUUGCUAGCUCGACGACUGCUGAGUUUAGGCUAUACCCCGGCCUUGGUCACGGUGCGGUUCUCCCAGCUUCACAGCAAUACUUCCUUUCCUGGAUUGAGGAUCGCUUCAACAAGGUCUCUCUCAAAAAGGGCUGUAAGAAGCUGACUUUGACGCCCGAAACCGACAAUUUUUCCCCAGUUAAUGAUGAAUGGGUUGCAGUACUUAGUUAA
Messenger RNA from Fusarium fujikuroi IMI 58289, 1374 nucleotides. RefSeq lists its product as uncharacterized. Gene Ontology annotation, biological process: lipid catabolic process. Lineage: Eukaryota; Fungi; Ascomycota; Sordariomycetes; Hypocreales; Nectriaceae. Bases 1 to 1374 code for a protein of 457 amino acids. The transcript has a single exon. Gene Ontology annotation, molecular function: triacylglycerol lipase activity. The record is from RefSeq and is a predicted model, not a curated record.